This is a messenger RNA of Macrosteles quadrilineatus (aster leafhopper), 2384 nucleotides long. It is a transcript of the gene kek1, whose product is annotated as leucine-rich repeat-containing protein 24. The transcript has a single exon. NCBI's taxonomy places the organism in Eukaryota, Metazoa, Arthropoda, Insecta, Hemiptera, Cicadellidae. The record is from RefSeq and is a predicted model, not a curated record. The coding region runs from base 281 to 2257 and encodes 658 amino acids. Gene Ontology annotation, molecular function: protein binding.
AAAUGUGACCCAUUUUAGCCCAGAAUAUUUUGCUGAGUUUAUUUUUCCUGUGCCUAAAGAUUUAUUUUAUUUUUAUUUUAUCGAAUGAAGAAUUUUUUUGAUAAAAGUAAAAGUGGAUAACAGUGUGUGGAGAAAGUAAGUGAUAGUAGUGCCGAGCCGUAAAUGUGGGUCGUCUCGCCGACUGCGCUUCUUCUUGGAGAGAUUUCUCCCGGUUUCGCACCAAUUAGCCGACUUCGAUAGCCCGGUUUCCACCUGUCUAUUCCCUCGUUACGGAGGAUCAAUGCCUUAUCGCGUGUUUUCCCCGAUGCUGCAUCGUCGCUCAUCACGCCACGUCCUAAGCCUCCGUCACUUCACGAUGUGUCGGGUGAUCCUCCUCUCCCUCCUGGUGGCUGUCCUGUCGACCUCGGCCUCCUCAGAGCUAUGUCCGAAUGUCUGUGUUUGCAAAUGGAAGGGAGGUAAGCAGACGGUCGAGUGCUUGGACCGAAGUCUCAUUACAAUACCCGACAAUAUCGAACCAGCGACACAGGUUUUGGACGUUUCUGGAAACAACUUACAGAUAUUACCCCGUGAUACAUUUGUGAGAAUUAACCUACUUAACCUACAAAGACUGUAUAUUCGUAGCUGUAAGCUGGGUCAGAUAGAUCCAGAGGCUCUUCGUGGAUUGAAAAAUCUCGUCGAGCUGGACUUAUCCGACAACUUGCUCACCUCUAUACCUUCUUCCACAUUCAACGAUGUUCCUUUCCUCAGAGACCUGACCUUAGCUCAUAAUCCUAUCCAAAAAGUCGAAGGCUUCGCUUUCCAAACUGUACCCAACCUUAUCAAAUUAGAUUUAUCACAAUGUCAACUACAGUUUAUCGCCCCAAAGGCUUUUGAGGGGGUAGAGCAGUUGGAGAAUUUAAGACUUAACGGAAACAAACUUCGAGAGCUUAGGCCGAAAACUGUCGAGAGGUUGAGUAGGCUUCACGGGGUUGAAAUGCACGACAACCCGUGGGUUUGUGAUUGUAACCUUCGAGAAGCUAAGAUGUGGCUGAUUGAGAAAAACAUACCCUACCCAAUUUCUCCUACUUGCAUCGGAGGACCUGAUAGAGUUCUUGGACGCUCUUUCAACGAACUCGACAUCGAAGACUUUGCUUGCAAACCUGAAAUACGGUUGGAUUCGAGAUACGUCGAAGCAACAAAAGGUGACAACGCAACCAUUGUGUGCAAAGUGGAGUCUGUCCCGGCCGCCCACGUAAACUGGUACUGGAAUGGAAGACAUCUGGUCAAUAACUCCGCUUUCAGUUCAUUCCAAAGAGUAGUUAUCGUGGAGAGUGGAGACUUUGAGAAGAAAAGCACGUUAAUAAUAACGAACGCGCAAGAAGCGGAUUCCGGGGAGUUCAACUGUUUGGCAGAGAAUAGAGCGGGCAACGUUGAAGCCAACUACACUCUACACGUGAGGCCUAGGAUAGCAGGAAUGGCCACCCUUAACAAUGGACAGAUUGUUGGUGUUAGCGCCGCUUUAGUGAUUUUAAUCCUCGUUUUCCUUUUAGUUAUUCUGGUGCUAUUAAUGCGGUUCAGAAGGACAGCAGUUGUAGACACUAAAACACCAAAUCAGAUGGAAUCAGUUCCAAACGGCAAUGCGGGCUGUUCCGCGAAGCCGACUUCCCCAAUGACCAUGGACAACGCGGGGUUCGGCGAGAAGAAAACUGCACCUUCCGAACUAAAUUUGAAUCCUAUACAAAAACCUCCGCGGAGUGAAAUGUCGUUCACGUCAUCUUACGGUGGAAGCAUAGUGAACCCUCAGUUCAUCAAUCCAGCUUCAAACCCGGACUUAAUAAACGAUACAAAAAGACCGGACUACGAGUUGGAUGAAGCGUCGCUUCAGCAGAGGCCUGCCAGUGGGGAGUACGCGAGAGCGGGAGAGUCCCUGUACCCCUCGGGCCUGUGGGACCAAGCGGCGCCUGGGGAGCUCCAGAGGUCAACGAGUACGAACUUCGGGUACGACUCCAACGACAAGACUCCCAUCAUCGACGGCAUGUCUGUGGAGGAGGACUACUCCAGAGCUCUGGAAGGAUACCCUCCUGACUACGGUCUUCCCAUCCUACCAACCUCUAGUCCUGGAGUGUCACCUACCAACCCUCCACAUCCUAGUGCGAAGACGCUGCGAGUGUGGCAGAGAGGAGUUCCAGUGCUACCUCCAGUCACGGCACUCAAACGUGUCCUGUCGAGAAACUCUCCCGACGAAGGAUAUCAAGAAGGCUGCGGAACUGACGUGUAAAGUAGGUUGUAAAUAUUGUGAUUCAUGUCAAGACGGUUGUUGAGGUGUUUGUAUGUGAUGAAUUAAUAUUUAAUUCGUACUAGUGAUAAGUUCCGAUAGUCUGAAUAAACCAAAAUAGGAAUCGUAA